CGUGUGACGUCACCUCUGUGCGCCGGCCAGGUUCAGGUUUGGACGCAUCAUGGAGCCUGUACCUCGCAGCAUCUCUGUGCACAAUUUCAAUGAGAGGAUUAGUGAGCAGACUGUCCAUUUCCAUGUGAUGGCCAUGCAGGACUGCUUCUUCCUCUGGGUCGGAAUAUCAGCCACACUCAGCAGUAUGGCUGUAGCUAUGUGCAGCAGAUUUGUGAGUUUCUUAUAGUCAGACAUUACUAGUUUCAGUUAAAGGACUUAGUAGGCAGAAAUUAACUGCAUUCGUUUUAUUUAUUUUUUUUUAAAUUCUUUAUUUUUGUAGUGCGUAGAGGUAUAACAAUGAGCAUGCGGUACCCCAACGGCAUUCCUCAUGCUUUCAAGUAAUAAUGGUAACAAUAGGGUACAUGUUAAUACGUGCACAUUUUAUAUGUUAAAUGAUUAUGAAGCUUGUCAGUCAGACUCGAUAACUUGGUGGUGUUUAAACAGGCUUAGACAAUGUAGUAACAUCUUGAAAUUUCAACAGGCUAAAGCUUACAACAUAGUGAAUAAGUUACAUUAAGCAGUGGGUGAGUAUAUAUAUCUGCAUUUAGAUAAUUUUUGGCCGCUUUCUUUCAGUUUGAUAGAUAAUAGAUGAAAGGUAGCAAAGUUGUAGCUAUGCAACUACGUCUGUCUUAUUGCUUUACUUUAUCUGAUAACAGUGGCUUAAUAUUUACGUAGCGUGUCAUCGCUAUACUAUCUAGGCCUCGUCUUGGUUAUGCUGAAUAGUGUAUAAGUGAGAGGCAUAUCUGUAAUGUAGCAACUGCUGGAUCGAGUAGUCAUGACACGUAGUAGGUAACACAGAAGGAUUGUGUUGCAGAUUAUGUUAGGGUGAGCAAUGCUGACUACCGGGGAACGGGUAAUGCCAUGAAGGUUUUAUCAUACCUAAAAUUUUCCUUUAAUACAGGGUGCCACCAGGCAGGGCGUCUUACAUUCCUGUGUGACCUUUAUAUAAAUACUGCUAAACCACAGUUAAACUAUGUACAGGAUUGUGUGCAGGAUAUUCUGUGACUGCAUUUGUAGCGCUAUCUGUUGCAGUGAGUCGUGGCAUAUCAUACUUCAUGCUACUUAUUAUGAAUGGCUGGGGUCACUGCCAGCUCCAUCUCGGCGUAAAGCGUGAGAUAGUUGGGUCAUACACAAAUGGAGAAAGAUAUUUCAAUCACCUUGCUAUAACUUUAAGGAGAGAAAAAAAAAUAAAAAAAUAAAAAAAUAAAAAAUUAUAUAUAAUAAGAAUAAGAACUCAAAUUAACUUAAAGUCACAAAGUGAAGUAGCUUGAGGGUCGUUUCAGUCACCCUCGGUCUCGGUCAGAGCGUCUCUCGUUGUUUCAUGUGGUCGCUGCAGCAUACGGUUCCCCUGUGUUUCGUCGAGGUGUGAACGGGGUAAUUUUGCUUGGAUUCCAGGUAUGCUUGUGUCUGGGUUCAGGUUGUUGCUGAGGGUUGAUUAGAAUGUCCUGCGGCAGUCCCAGAUCCCUCAGGAGUGUGUCUGCCUCUCGUAGGUCUUGGAUUUGGUAUGUGGUCUCUCCGUGUAUGAUCUGAAGCGUGCGGGGCAUUCGCCAGCGGUACUCGAUGUUUCGCUGUUGGAGCAUGGAUGUGAGGGGCUUGAGCGACCUCCGCCAGGCCAUCGUGCUGCCGGACAGGUCAUUAUAGAAUUCCAGUGCCAUGUUUUCAAAACGAUAGUUUGGCCUACCCCUGAUUGCCUUCAGGAUCGCCGCCUUGUCUGUUCCGUGCCUGAAUUGAAUUAUCAGGUCACUUGAUGUCGACGGUGGGGCUCUAGCUGGUUUGGGGAUUCUAAAAAGCCCGUCCAGGGGUGUUGCUUUCGCCUGUUUUUGUGGUAGGAGGUCCCCCAUCAUUCUCCGCACCAGGUGUGGCAGCUCCGCUUCAGGGACAGCAUCAGGUACCCCCCGGAGCUUCAAAUUAUUCCUCCGCCGUAGGUCUUCUAGAUUUGCAAAGCGGCAUUCGUGGGUCUGGUUCUGCCGCUGGAGGUCUUGCACCGCUUUCUCCAGCACCUGUAUACGCUGAGAGUCCUGGUGAGUGGUGGUUUCCAGCUUGUCAAUUCGGCCUGUCAGUCCUUGCAGCCCUCCCCUGAUUGUGGCAAUGUCAGCCUGCAGGGUGGUCUGUAGGUCGGCAAGGAGACCCUUGAGCGCCGAUAGUGUGACCGGGGAUGUGUCCGGUUUCGUCGGUGGGGGUUUAGCCGGCGUGAGUUCAGGCGUCUCUUCCUCUUCGGAAGCCAGAUCGUCCGAAAAAUCGAAGCAACCGCCCGACAGGUCGGCCAUCUUGGGCCCGGCCGCGCCAUGUGCUAGGCGCCACAUUUCUCCGAUAUUCAUCCCAAGGUGGGGUUGAUCCUGCUUGGGUUUUUUGGUUUUGCGUCCCAUAGUCGUUAGGUGUGUGGGUCCGACGUCUGGGGGCUCGUUAUGGCCGGGGGUGACCCUAAAAAUUACGAUUUUGUCCGCUUUUGGGUCGGAGCUGCAGUGUCGUGCGACUUCUCUCUCUGGUGGCUAGGCUCCGCCGCAUUCGUUUUAUUUAAAUUCCAUUAUAAAUAUUUACACUCUGCACCAUAACAUUUGGAAUGAUGCAAAAUUGUAGUGCAGGUGCUUAGAGGGAUUUAAAGGAUCACUAUAGUGUCAGGAAAACAAACUCGUUUUCCUGACACUAUAUCAUCCUUAGGACCCCCCCUCAUGGUCCCCCUCCCUUGGCGCUGAAGGGGUUAAAACCACUUCAGCCACUUACCUUUAACCGGCUCCCUCUGCGCUGGUAAUCUCUCCUCCCCCGCCGAUGUCAGCUCCCAGGUGGAGCAGAACGCGCAUAUGGGGCAAUUGCCCCGCGCGCCAUCAAACAGUCUAUAGGAAAGCAUUUCUUAAUGCUUUCCUAUGGAAGUUCCUUUACGUUGGAUACGAUUCAGAAGCGCCUUUAGCGGCUGUCGUUGUUGAGGAGCCAACUCGUAAAGAGGCCAUGCUAGAUUUAGUGUUAACAAAUGGAGAUUUGGUAUCAGAUGUUACUGUAGGUGAAAGUUUAGGAUCCAGUGAUCAUCAGUCAGUGUGGUUUAAUAUAAGAACAGUGACUGAGUCACACCACACAAAAACAAAAGUUUUAGACUUUAGAAAAACAGACUUUUCUAAAAUUAGAAUAUGUGUAGAGGAGUCAUUAUCAGACUGGAGCAAUUUAAAUGGAGUCCAAGAGAAAUGGGAUUAUUUAAAAGUUGCACUAUUGAAGGCAACAGAAAAUUGCAUUAGGCUUGUCAGUAAAAGCAAAAAAUUCAAGAAACCACUGUGGUACUCCGCAGAUGUGGCCAAAAUAGUUAAAAACAAAAAGUUAGCAUUUAGGAAUUAUAAAAAAACCCAGAGUGAGGGAGACAAAAUGAUCUAUAAGAUUAGGCAGAAAGAGGCUAAGCAAGUUAUAAGAGCUUCCAAAUCACACACAGAAGAGAAAAUAGCACAGUCAGUAAAAAAGGGGGAUAAAACAUUUUUUAGAUACAUAAAUGAGAAAAGAAAAGUAAAACAAGGAUUAGUUAGAUUAAAAACAAAAGAAGGAAGGUAUGUAGAAGAGGAUAAAGGUCAGGCUGACUGCCUCAAUGAAUAUUUUUGUUCUGUAUUUACAGAUGAAAAUGAAGGAAAGGGACCUCAGUUGAGAAAAAGGAUAAAUGAGUCAUUUAUUACACGUGAGUUUACAGAGGAAGAGGUUCUAUUUCAACUGUCAAAAGUAAAGACAAAUAAGUCAAUGGGACCUGAUGGAAUACACCCAAAGCUAUUAAAAGAGCUUAGUGGUGUACUAGCAAAACCAUUAACAGAUUUAUUUAACCAAUCAUUGUUAACAGGAGUAGUCCCAGAAGAUUGGAAGUUAGCGAAUGUUGUGCCCAUUCACAAGAAAGGUAAUAGGGAGGAGUCGGGCAACUAUAGGCCAGUAAGCCUUACUUCAGUAGUGGGGAAAGUGAUGGAAACCAUGUUAAAGGAUAGGAUUGUUGAACAUCUAAAACACAUGGAUUUCAAGAUCAGAGACAACAUGGGUUUACUUCAGGGAGAUCAUGCCAAACUAAUCUUAUUGAUUUUUUGAUUGGGUAACUAAAAUUAUAGAUCAGGGUGGUGCAGUAGACAUUGCUUACCUAGAUUUCAGUAAGGCUUUUGACACUGUUGCACAUAGAAGGCUUAUCAAUAAACUGCAAUCUUUAAGUUUGGAUUCAAAUAUUGUUGAAUGGGUAAGGCAGUGGCUGAGUAACAGGCAACAGAGGGUUGUAGUUAAUGGAAUAUAUUCGAAGCUUGGACUUGUCACCAGUGGGGUACCUCAGGGAUCUGUACUUGGACCCAUUCUCUUUAAUAUUUUUAUUAGUGAUAUUGCAGAAGGUCUUGCUGGUAAGGUAUGUCUUUUUGCUGAUGAUACUAAGAUAUGUAACAGGGUUGAUGUUCCAGGAGGGAUAAGCCAAAUGACAAAUGAUUUAGGUAAACUAGAAAAAUGGUCAGAAUUGUGGCAACUGACAUUUAAUGUGGAUAAGUGCAAGAUAAUGCAUCUUGGACGUAAAAACCCAAGGGCAGAGUACAGAAUAUUUGAUAGAGUCCUAACCUCAACAUAUGAGGAAAGGGAUUUAGGGGUGAUUAUUUCUGAUGACUUAAAGGUAGGCAGACAAUGUAAUAGAGCAGCAGGAAAUGCUAGCAGAAUGCUUGGUUGUAUAGGGAGAGGUAUUAGCAGUAGAAAGAGGGAAGUGCUCAUGCCAUUGUACAGAACACUGGUGAGACCUCACUUGGAGUAUUGUACACAGUACUGGAGACCGUAUCUUCAGAAGGAUAUUGAUACCUUAGAGAGGGUUCAGAGAAGGGCUACUAAACUGGUUCAUGGAUUGCGGGAUAAAACUUACCAGGAAAGGUUAAAGGAUCUUAACAUGUAUAGCUUGGAGGAAAGACUAGACAGGGGGGAUAUGAUAGAAACAUUUAAAUAUAUAAAGGAAUCAACACAGUAAAGGAGGAGACUAUAUUUAAAAGAAGAAAAACUACCACAACAAGAGGACAUAGUCUUAAAUUAGAGGGACAAAGGUUUAAAAAUAAUAUCAGGAAGUAUUACUUUACUGAGAGGGUAGUGGAUGCAUGGAAUAGCCUUCCAGCUGAAGUGGUAGAGGUUAACACAGUAAAGGAGUUUAAGCAUGCGUGGGAUAGGCAUAAGGCUAUCCUAACUAUAAGAUAAGACUAGGGACUAAUGAAAGUAUUUAGAAAAUUGGGCAGACUAGAUGGGCCGAAUGGUUCUUAUCUGCCGUCACAUUCUAUGUUUCUAUGUUUCUGUCAGGAAGACAGCCACUAGAGGUUGGAUUAACCCUGCAAUGUAAACAUAGCAGUUUCUCUGAAACUGCUAUUUUUACAUCUGAAGGGUUUAAACAUGGGGGACCUGGCACCCAGACUACUUCAUUGAGCUGAAGUGGUCUGGGUGACUAUAGUGGUCCUUUAAGUGGAUCUUUAUUUGAAUAGGAACUAAUUUUCAAUUUUAAAUUGUUUGCAGUCUGCUACUGUACUUGGAGAACACCCGUGGUAAAGAUUAAUUUGCUACAUUACACAAAUUUGCCUGCAAAUUAGUGUAUAUAUUACUUCCCAUUAUACUAUAUGGGCAAUCACUUUAGUUAUUCACCCUUGUCAUUUCAUAGAAAACAUUGAUAAUCCCAUUUAAUCUCCAUUUCAAAAAUUGAUACUGAACUUGGAGAGUAUGCCAGGAAAAGCUUCAUUUGAUGUUUCACAGUUCAGAUUCCAAGUCACAUAUUGCUUCUCAUUAUAUUCUAUGGGCCAUUGUAUCAUUUACCUGUCAUCCCAUAGAAAAGAGCUAUAAUUACCAGAUUUUACUAUUAAUAUGACGUAAAGUCAUGAUUUUAUGAUUUUAUUAAUGACACAGAGGUGAGUAUUAUGCGUUCUCUUUCUUUAUUUACUCCCAGCAGCAAGAAUGGAAGUAUGAGAGAAUCAUAGAAAAAACAUAACGAUAGCAUAGUAACACUGGGACCAAUCAGGAUCCAAUACUGUCCAUAUGGGUGUGGUGCUUCCUCUUUUUGUGUAGAUCCCAAAGACCAUUAUUGUAGGGUCCAAAGUAUUCCAACAAAAAACUCGAACUCCCGAAACAAACACAUCUGGUAAUUUUAUUAAAGACAUGGAUGCUCCUAUUAUGCUAUUUUAAAGCUGAGCAACAGUCAAAUUGGAAAUACAGGUGAUGAUUAAAAAAAUUAGAAUAUGGUGCAAAAGUUCAUUUAUUUCAGUAAUGCAACGUAAAAGGGGAAACUAAUAUAUAAGAUAGACGCAUUACAUGCAAAGCAAGAUAGUUCAAGCCGUGAUUUGUCAUAAGUGUGAUGAUUAUGGUUUACGGCUCAUGAAAACCCCAAAUCCACAAUCUCUGUAAAUUAGAAUAUUGUGAAAAGGUGCAAUAUUCUAGGCUAACAGUGUCCCACUCUAAUCAGCUAAGUAAGCCAUAACACCUGCAAAGGGUUUUGGAGCCUUUAAAUGUCUCUCAGUAUGGUUCAGUAGGAAUCACAAUCAUGGGGAAGACUGCUGACCUGACAGUUGUGCAGAAAACCAUAAUUGACCCCCUCCAUAAGGAAGGAAAGCCUCAAAAGGUAAUUGCGAAGGACGUUGGAUGUUCCCAAAGUGCUGUAUCAAAGCACAUUAAUAGGAAGUUAUGUGGAAAGGAAAAGUGUGAAAGAAAAAGGUGCACAAGCAGCAGGGAUGACCGCAGCCUGGAGAGGAUUGUCAGGAAAAGGCCAUUAAAAAGUGUUGGUGACUUUCACAAAGAGUUGACUGAGGCUGGAGUCAGUGCAUCAAGAGCCACCACACAGACGGAUCCUGGACAUGGGCUUCAGAUGCCAAGCCGCUCCUGAACAACAAACCACGCCAGAAGCGUCUUACCUAGGCUAAAGAAAAACAGACCUGCUCUGUUGCUCAGUGGUCCAAAGUCCUUUUUUCUGAUGAGAGCAACUUUGGCAUCUCAUUUGGAAACCAGGGACCCAGAGUCUGGAGGAAGAAUGGAGAGGCACACACUGCAAGAUGCUUGAAGUCCAGUGUGAAGUUUCCACAGUCUGUGUUGAUUUGGGGAUGUCAUCUGCUGGUGUUGGUCCACUGUGCUUCAUUAAGUCCAGGGUCAUGACAAAUCACGGCUUGAACUAUCUUGCUUUGCAUGUAAUGCGUCUAUCUCAUAUAUUAGUUUUCCCUUUUACAUUGCAUUACUGAAAUAAAUGAACUUUUGCACAAUAUUAUAAUUUUUUGAGUAUCACCUGCAUGUUGCGCCAGACGAAAAUAGAAAUUACGAACCGUAGAUUCAUUCGACCAGUCAACCGCUCGUAGGAUGUCUUCCAAUCUACAACCUAUCAUGGAAGCCUUAGAAGCCAUAGCCCCACGAAUGGAGUGGGAAGAAAAAAAUGUGUCUAUGCCUGCCACGGACAAUAACCACUUGAUCCAACAAGCUAAAGUAGGAGUAGAUACUGGUAGAUGUGCCACUCGAGAGGAGAUGACUAAUGGAUGGAGAUGAUUUGAACGGAGCGAGAUCGUACGGCGCUCGUAUUCCUUAAGACAUAAUGCUGCGCACAGUUUUGGGUUGUCUGGAAAUGAUGGGUAAAAAGCUCCUUAGUCACAGAUUUUGUCCUACGUGAAACAUUAAAGGAUACUCCGUUUGGAACAAAAAUGCGUGCUUGCCAGUCCAACGCUCUGACAUCAGCAACAUCUUUACAUGAAAGUAAACAAAACAGCAUCAAGAGCUUGGCUAAAAAUUGUUUAAGAGAAAAUUUGUGAUUCAAGGGCCAAGACUCGACAAAAUGAAAAAUCACAUUAACAUCCCAAAAGGAAGAAUAUCGAGCCUGAGGGGGUCGAGAAAACCAGAUGCCUUUGAGCAAACGACAGAUGAGGGCAUGUUUACCUAUUGGAGUACCAUCUAAACCCAUAUGUCUCGCUGAUAUAGCUGAUCUGUACAGGUUUAUAGUAUGAAAAGCUUUUCCCUUUUCGAAGAGCAGAGUGAGAAAUUGCAAGAUUGAUUUCACAGGAGCUGAUAUGGGAUCCACCGAUUGUCCCACACACUAAUCAGUCCACUUUCUCCAGGCCGACCUGUAAGAGCGUCUGGUGCCCAAGCCUCUGCCAAGAAACUGAGUGUUGUCUGCGAAACAUCCUCUAGAUUCCAUGAUCUCCUGAAAUGAGCCUUGCCAUCAGAUGAAGUAGAUCCUGGUCGAUCAACCUGUGACUCACUCCCUCUGGAUUGGUCAGAAGGUAGGGCAUGUCCUGCAAUAGAAGUGGAAAGUCUAUCGACAUUUCCAAUAGUUGUGGGAACCAAGGUUGUGACCUCCAUAUCUGGGUUAUCAGAACUAGGGUCCCUUUGGAAUAUUGAAGGAAUGCGAGUGUCCGAGAGAUUAGGUUGAAAGGUGGAAAAGCAUAAUUGUAAGAUUACAUCUGUCACCAGAGCAUCUGGGUCCGGUCUCCAACUGAAGAACUGAGGAAGUUGGGAAUUCAGCCGAGACGCAAAGAGAUCUAUGUGAAAAGGCCCCCAAAGUUGAGAGAGACGUUGGAAAAUCAUUGGGUGGAGAUGCCAAUCCCCCUGAAUCUCUAAGGUAUCGAGAAUUCCAAUCCGCCAUUGCAUUGUCUCAUCCUAGGAUAUAUUCUGCUACUACUGAUAUGCUGUGUUUCAGACAAUAAUGCCAAAAAUCUUGAGCCAUUACUGCUAGAACUUUAGAUUUUAUUUUUAAAAAAAAAAUUUUUUCUCCUAGGUGGUUGAUAUAACGCACCGCUGAGACGUUGUCCAUCUUGAUUAGGAUAGAGCAUGAGAUGCCUGAGGGAGUCAUGCUGCAAAUGGCAAAAUGCUGCUAGCAGUCCUAGGCAGUUGAUGUGUAGCCACGUUUCUUAGUUGGACCAGCUGUCUCUGGUGGAAACUGACCCGCAAUGCGUGCCCCAGCCGUGUAAGCUGGCGUCCGACUCUAUGAUGAGAUCUGGUGUAGACCCAAAUAUUGCCCGUCCGUUCCACGCCUCCAUGUGGGCUAACCACCAUGUCAACUCCUCUCUGGAGUCUUCGUCCAGCGUAACACAGGUUUCGUAUGAGUGUCCGGAGCGCAGGUACAAGGCUUUGAGUCUUUGUAGGGCACGAUAAUGUAACGGGAAGAUAGUUUGUAUGGACGAUGCCAAUAGUUCUACGACCCUCGCAAGUUGUCUGAGGGAAAUGGUCGUACGAUGCAGUCGUCUGAUCUCUUUCUUGAUCUUAAUUAUUUUGUGAGUCCACCUGAAAUUCCAUGUAUUGGGAGGGUAGAAGGACUGAUUUCUCCCAAUUCACCAAGAAUCCUAAGUUUUAGAGAAAGUGGGUCGUCCAAGACAGGUGAACAUGUAGUUGGGAUUGAGACUGAGAAAGGAGAAGCAUAUCGUCCAGGUAAAUGAUUAAUCUGACCCCUCGUGUGCACAGGAAGGCAAUCACUGGCUUCAGUACCUUUUGUGAAGCACCAUGGAGUAGAGGACAAGCCAAAUGGCAGACAUACAAACCUCCACUUCGUUCCUCGCCACUGAAACUGCUGUAGGUCUUGAUGUGCUUCCGCGACAGGGAUUGUCAGAUAAUCAUCCCGUAAAUCUAGUUUGACCAUCCAAUCUGACGGUAGCAGGAUCUCCCAAAGGCAAUGUAUACCUUCCAUUUUGAAGUGGUGGCACUGGACAAAUGCAUUUAGGGGUCAGAGACUGAUUACUGGGCGUAACCCGCCCCCUUUCUUGGGGACCAGAAACAGGUUGCUCACAAACCCUUCUGUGUCCCACAGGAUUUGUUGAAUAGUGUGUUUUGAUGCCAAAUCUGCGAUCUCUACCGAGAUCAUUGUGUGGUGUUCAUCGGGCAUGUUCAGCCCUUGAGGGAACUGCACCUGAAUAGGGUGAGAGACUAGCUCCAAUUUAUCGUAUUCAAUACCCAAACAUCUGGGGUUAGGAGUUUCCAAGCUGGUAAAACAGUGCCAUUUUCCCCCCCCACACACUUUUACAUGGGAAAAACUGAGAUAAUCGGUACUUAACAUAAGGCUGGCCCCAGCUCAUUGGUUGCCAUACUGACCAUUGGGCUCUAUCUUCAGGAGUAUCGCCUUGCAGCGCUCGGUUGACAUAGCAGUAUUGGCAUUACCCACUAUGCAGACCAACCUCUGCAACCAACCUUUCGCUACUUCACCCGAUUGGGCAGAUUCCACCAAUUCAUAGAACUUAGAGAUGGGCCAGAGGGUGUCCAGGAACUUGUCCUGGCAGUUCUGAAGUGAAAAAUCUAGACCUUUCCUCGGUUUCCAACCUGACUUAUUAAAGAAUUGGACAGAGGAUCCAAGUCCGGGGUUUUCCCCACUGAGUCUGGAGGGAUGGGCCGCGUGCAUUCUCCCCGUAGCUUGCUACGCACCUCCUUGGGCAAAGGUUUCCGCACUUUUAGUGGAGGGUAUCCUGUGAUGUGCUCAGGCGGCUCCCAUUCCGCUGAGCGAGGAUGAUGACCAUCUGGGUCAAACAACUGGUUACCCUGAGGGUCCCAAAGACCGUUGCCCUCGCCCGAUCCGGCAGGCUCCGCGCCCUGAGCCGUAACCUUCUGGGUCGCAGUGAUUGCUUUCACAUCAGACCCAGAAUCUGAAUUUUCCGCACCAUAUUGAUCCAUAUAGGAAUAGUCAUAUUCUUCCUCCUGAAUCGGACGAGUCCUCCUGGGUACGUGCCCGCUUCCCACGAAUAGAGCCCGGCCAUGGGGUCUAUUGCGCAGUGGUAUCGCGCCAUCCUCGACAACUUGAGGCGUGUCAUUCAGUACAGGCCGAAUCUGCAGUUUUGGAGGGGAAAUAUUAUGUCUGCUUUUAACCAAAGCUUUGCGCCCCGGUUGUUCCACAAUCGUGGUUCCCGGAUUUUGUGUGCGUGUGUGCCCUGAGGGCCACUACCCUGAGUCUGCAGCAAUGCUUGGGCUAUUGAAUGUGUGAUAGAAGACGACAUUACCCCCAUCACGGAGGCCAAAGCCUUGUUAAUGGAUUGUGCCAUUGUAGAAUCGAGGAAGGAUUGAAAUUCAUUGGAUGCCAUGAGGCUGGUGUCAUCCCUACAAUCCCUGCCCGAGGGGUGAACCCCUGGUGUGGGACACACCGACCCUGCAGGUCUCUGUCUGAUCCUGCAUAAUGAUUUUGCAAUGAUUUGUUUGCAAUCAUUAUCUGCCCACAGGGAAAGAUACUCCCAAUCACACUCGGGGUCAAAUUUACUAGGCCCAAUAAAUCAAUGCUACUAGCAAGUAGCUCAAGGGUUAAGUAACAGUACCUAAAGUGACCUAUUGGGAAAACAAUCCUAGCUAAGGCUAAAGAACAAAAGGCGUCAGGAUAGAGUAAUCUUCCACACCAACACUUACAAUGGGUCUGGGAGUGCACCAGGAGGGUAGGAGAAGCAGUUAUCCACCUUUUACAACAAUCUGCUGAAAUUCCCGCUGAAAACACAAUAAAAAUGGGCGCCGCAAGUGAAAGUAUACACGCGCGGCGACAGAAACCAAAGAUGGCCGCUGUGGGGCGAAUUGUGCAUGUGCGGCAGGUAGAAAUGGGAAAACCGGCUGUCCGAGCGAUACGAAAUUGCUGACCGGUCCGCGGACACUCAUGGUAAGUAGCCCAGCUAUACUACCAAUGGGGCUGCCAGUGCAGGGACGGGAAUAAGUGGAAGAAAUACCCAGAGGUAUGGGGCAAGAAAAAAAAAAAAGGGUCCCAGAGACGUCAAUAGGCAGUACUCCCAGACACCAACAGGACUUUAUAAAACAGCAGUAAUUAGUGAGAAAUAAACAUACACCAUACAUAAAUCUGCACAAAAAGCACACAUAUAUGUAUAACACUCAAGGAUUAGCAAGAGAUGGAGUACUUAACUGGUCUGAGGGAGCAACAAGAAAGAGGAGGAGUCAAGGAGCCACACCUAUAUGGAUAGUACUGGAUGCUGAUUGGUGCCACUGUUACCAGGCUGUUGUUAUGUUUUUUCUAUGAUUCUCUCAUACUUCCUUUCUUGCUGCUGGGAGUAAAUAAAGAGAGAGAAUGCAUAAUACUCGCCUCUGUGUCUUUAAUACAAUCUCAGUUACUUUUAAUUUUAAACCCUUAAGGACGGAGGGCGUACUAUUACGCCCUGCAGGAGCCGGCUCUAAACACCGGCGGGCGUAAUAGUACGCCCUCACUUUAAUGGCCGCCCAUGUGGCCGGCGCUAGUCGCCCGCUGCAGAUCGCGGUCGGGGGGGAUGCCCGGCCCCCCAGGCAACCCCCCCUGUGGCCGGUGACCGCGAUCUGCAGUCACUGAUCGCAGUGACAGGCUGUCACUGUGAUCAGUUUUUAACGUGUGUCAGCCGAUUUCAAAUCGGCUGACACACGUGGCCAGCGGCUACCCCGUGCAGAUCGCGGUCGGGGGACUUACCUGGCCCCCCAGGCAAUCCCCCUGGGGUCAGUGACCGCGAUCUGCACCUUCUGAGAUCGCAGUGACAGGCUGUCACUGUGAUCUCAGUGCGCUAUAAUCGCAGUGACAGCCUGUCACUGCGAUCAGUGUUACAUGUGUCAGCCUAUUGGCACAAACUGGCUGGCACAAAGAUCCCCCUGCAGAUUGGAAGGGGGGAGUGCUUGUACCACCCAGGCACUCCCCCCUGUGGCCAAUUACCCAAUCUGCAGGAGGUGAUCACAGUGACAGGCAGUCACUGUGAUCACUGAUCCUGUGUGUCAGCCAGUGAUGUAAAAAAAAAAAAAAAAAUUACAGUUACAUAUAAAAUAUACUUAGAUCAUAUAUAUUAUAUAUAUGAUCUAAGUAUAUAUAUAUAUAUACACACACACACACAUUUACACAUACACGAAGUGUAUUUAAAUAUUAAUAUAUAUAAUUAUUUAUAUAUAUAUUACUAUUGAAUUACACGUAGACUGAUACUAAUUAAAUAUAUAUAUAUAUAUAUAAUUAUUGUUAUAUAUAUAUAUAUAUAUUUAUAUAUAAUAUAAAAAAAUGUAAAUACGUAAAAUAAAUUUAAAAAAUAAUUAAAAAUAAAUAAUUAAAAAAUAUAUAGAUGUUUGUUAUUUCGUUCUAACUGUAUUGUGAUAUUAAUAUAUAUAUAUUUAUAUCAAAAUACACGUAGAACGAAAUAUAUAUAUCUAUAUACAUAAAUAUAUACGUAUAUAUAACUAUAUAUAUACACCUAUAUAAAUAAAAAUAUUUUAAAAAAUUAUAUAUAUAUAUAUAUAUGUGUGUAUAUAUACACAUAUAUAUAUAUAUGUAUAUAUACAUAUAUUAAUUCUACACAUAUAUUUAUGUAAUAUUUUUACAUAAUUAGGUAUCCUAAUUAAUUACAAUUAGCGGGACCUGCCUGACAACCCAUGCCGAAAUUAUAGGGAAUUUAAUUUGCUAGCACUAUAUUUAACCCUAUAACGUUCCAAGACACCAUAAAACCUGUAAAUUGGGGGUACUGUUUUACUCGGGAGACUUCGCUGAACACAAAUAUUAGUGUUUCAAAACAGUAAAAUGUAUUACAACAAUGAUAUCGCCAGUAAAGUUUUUGCAUUUUUCACGCACAAACAGCACUUACACGGAUGAUAUUAUUGCUGCAAUACUUUUUACUGUUUUGAAACACAAAUAUUUGUGUUCAGCGAAGUCUCCUGAGUACAACAGUACCCCUCAUGUACAGGUUUUAUGGUGUUUUCAAAAGUUACAGCGUCAAAUAUAAGGCUUGUGUUUCAUUUUUUUCACAUUAAAAUUCGCCAGAUUGGUUACGUUGCCUUUGAGACCCUAUGGUAGCCCAAGAAUGAAAAUUACCCCUAUGAUGGCAUACCAUUUGCAAUAGUAGACAACCCAAGGUAUUGCAAACAGGGUAUGUCCAGUCUUUUUUAGUAGCCACUUAGUCACAAACACUGGCCAAAAUUGGCGUUUUUUGCAUUUUUCACACACAAACAAAUACUAACGCUAACUUUGGCCAGUGUUUGUGACCAAAUGGCUACUAAAAAAGACUGGACAUACCCCAUUUGCAAUACCUUGGGUUGUCUACUAUUGCAAAUGGUAUGCCAUUAUGGGUGUAAAUUUCAUUCCCGGGCUACUAUACAGUCUCAAAGGCAACAUAACCAAUCUGGCGAAUUUCAAUUUCAAAUGUAACGUGCUAUAUUUGACCCUGUAACUUCCCAAAACGCCAUAAAACCUGUACAUAGGGGGUACUGUUUUACAUGUGAGACUUUGCUGAAUACAAAUAUGUGUAGAACAAGAGAGGAAAAAAUUAGAGGUGGACUAAGUCCACAUCAAUAGUUCCCAGAAAGGGUUACAGAGAUAUCAAGGGGCAUAACCCCACAAAAUGAUUUAGGAGAACAGGACUAAAGUGAAGUGGUUAUUCCACUAAAGAUGGAAAGAAUUGGACAUCCACUUCACCAAAUGAUAUCUCUAACUGGUUAAAAUAAUUAUUAGGUAUAACCUUUAUUAAGCCGUCUUAAGCAAAACAAAAAAAUAGUACAGUGUAAUAAUGGUGAAAUACUCGUGAAAAACAACACGUGAAAUAAAAACUGGGUAGAUGUAGUGUGGAUAUCCUCAAGAUAUAGUAAAGUGAUAUCUUCGCUGGAAAUUAUAGUAACAAGUAGGAUAUAGUACAACAUAUAUUCAGUCGAAUGCCACACAAUCGUUCAUCAAGGAGAAAAGAGAAAAGGGAAAUACUUUUUCCCUAAUCUGCAGGGAUCCAAAAAUAUCCCAGCUUUAUAGAGGUAAAUCCACAGACAAUCCCAUAGAUCCUAAUAAACUUUACAAAGCAUAUACUUUAGAUCUCAAUAGAUAAUCUCCAUAAGAGUAAAUCUUAUAAUAAAGUUUGUCUAAAGUAUUGCAAAAAAGAAAGAAAUUCUAGGGAGAAAAAGGGGGGGAGACACCCUGCAUGUGUAGUUUGCUACUUAGUAUUUAGUACCUAGAUAGAGUAUAGAUAAUUAGUGCUUAGUAGAGGGAGUAUCACAGUAUACAGGUGAAAGCUUAGAUAAAUCUAAGGAGGUGGUUAAGCAAAAUAAUCCUGGGGGUUAGUACAUAGGUGUCUCAUGAUGAUAGUACACUGAAUUAAAAGUGCAGUCUUAUAUAUAUAGAGAGGCACCACCCAACAGAUGAAAAGAUCUUUCCUUGGAGCACAAACCCACCUGGAUAGAUUAAAAAAUCAAAACCUAUACUGGCUAAAUAUAACUCCUACACAUACUAAGCACUGCUGCUUCAAGGCAGCCUCACGCUACAGAUCGCUCACUGAACGCUCUAAAUAAGUAUAACACAUAGAGCUCCUAGUGACAAUGCUUGCUGUUGCCGCGGAGGUACUAAAUAAACUAGAUAAGUGCUCCAAAAGAGUCCCCCAAUAUACGUGACUAAAUCACUUCAUACAUCCCCCAGUAUUAAGAACAAAGAAAACGGCAAACGCUCAACGCGCGUUUCGGCGUAAUCACACGCCUUUGUCAAGAGCUACUGGCACAGCAUGCUAAGGGAGGAUAGAUUUAUACCGCAAAGGGUGCCGCCCACCAAGUUUCGUGUUCCAAUCCGCUUGACUGGGGGCGUGGUUAUCUAAUAACCGCACCCUCCUCCAUCUAAUAGCUUGUCAAUCAAAGGUACCCGUAUGCACAUACAGCGUUCUUCGUUACUAUAGUAACGCAACCAGCCUGAUUGUGCACUACAGGUUAUCUGUCAGCUCACAGAAUACCUCUUCGGGAUCCGUUAUCAAUAUUGAGCAGAUGUUACUUAACUACAUAUAGGGAGUAUAUUUAGAUUCAACAUUUUGUUACACCGGAUUAACCUUAAAGUAAUAAAGGGGAUAUACUUAGAAACCCCUUCAUUGCAAAGGGGGGGAAAAGAGAAAAUAUACAUCCCAGAGUCAAUUAUAAGGCUCAAAAUGCGGUUAUCAUUUUAGUCUAUCGAUCACUGUGAUAGUGAUAAUUACUGAUAUGGUAUUAAUUGAACUUAACCUCAAUUAAGUGAGGAUCAAUCAUGUGUGUUAAUUUAUUGAACACUGAUCCACCAUAGAUGAUGAUUGAGUAUGUUGUUAAAUCAAUUCUAUAUAUUUAUAUAUCGAGCAAUGUUCUACCAUAAGAAUAAAUUAAAUGUUAUUAAAUAUUACUCCCACAAUUGCCAUAUCAUGGCAGAUUAUAAAGUAUAUCCAUAGAUUGACAAAGGCGGUAUUACAGUCCAGAAAAGUGCCAGGUAUAGAGCAUAAAUACCAAAAAAUUAUUAUCAUAGACAUGGAUCACAUAUAAAGUACAUUAUAAACAGACACAUAAGUUUUCUAUUAUAUUCUACAUAUUUACAUAUAUUUACAGAGUGUGUAGUUAGUGAUAGUCACUCCAUUCUAACUACAAUCAGUGACCAAACCCUAUGUGUUAGAUGUAGGGGGAAAAAGAAAACCCUUCAUUCAAGCCAUUUGGGUUAAGGGUUUUUAGUUUGUAUAUCCACCUACAUUCUUUUUGACGUAGGAGUUUGUCAUAAUCUCCUCGUCUCUGAUCACGUUUGACCCAUUCCAGUCCACAAAACCUAAUUAUACUGGAAUCACCCGCAUGACAGUUUUUUAGAUGUCUCGAAAUUGGAGUUUCCAUGCGGUUUUUUGGAGAUCUUACAUGUUCUUUGAUUCGUUCCUUGAAAGGUCUAAAAGUUUUUCCUACAUACAUCAUGUUGCAGUCACAGAUGAGAAGGUAUACCAGUCCAGCCGUAUUACAGUUAAAGAAAUGGGUAAUCUCAAAACGCUGUUGCCCAGCACUAUCUUGGACUCUCUUUGAGUCCCGAAGGAUGUACUUACAGGCAACGCAUCUACCACACCCAUAGGAACCACAGGGGGGAUUUCGGCCCAACCAUGUCGAUUUAUUUUGUUUCAUUGAGAAAUGGCUUGGUACCAACAUAUCACGAAGGUUUUUUCCCCUGCGUGCUGUAAUAGUUGCCUUAGGGCUAAGGACGUCUUUAAGAUGGACAUCCUUAAGAAGAAUAGGCCAAAAUUUAUCAAUUGACCUUUUCACUGUGUUCCAUCCUGUAUCAAAGGUCCCAAUCAUACGGAUAGUCUUGUUCGACGGUUUUUGUUUAGGUUGAUCCAAAAUAAGAUCAUCUCUGUUAAGUUCUAUAGCUCUUUUAUAUGCUUUUUUAAGGCAUUUAUUCGGGUAACCUUUUUCCCGAAAUUGUUGUCUUAGUAGAGCUGCUUUUACCUUAAAAUCCGAUAGGUCCGUACAAUUCCUACGUACCCUCAAGUAUUGUCCUACCGGGAUGCCUUGUUUAAGGGGCCUUGGAUGAAAGCUAUCCCAUCUGAGGAAUGCAUUGGAUGCUGUAGGUUUCUUGAAGAGGGUUGUUUUCAGAGACCCAUUCAUGUUGAUGGAGAUGGUUAUGUCCAGAAAAUUUAAAGUCUGUCCUCCAAAUUCUGAUGUAAAUCUAAGAUUUUCUUCGUUUACAUUCAGCAGAGAGACAAACUCAUUAAAGUCUUCUUCAUCACCCAGCCAGACAAUAAAGACAUCGUCUAUAUACCUAAGCCAUGUAUGUAUUUUAGGUACAUAGCUCAAGAGGGUGCUUGAUUUCAUGAUCUGUGACUCCCACCAGCCUAAAUGGAGGUUGGCGUAGGAGGGCGUACACGCCGUACCCAUCGCCGUCCCCCUUAUCUGGUGAAAGAAUUUGUCAUGGAAUAGAAAAUAAUUAUGAGACAGAAUGUAACCUAGAAGUUUUAGUACAAACCCAGUAUGAAGAGUAUGAUUGGGACCUCUCUGAUCUAGAAAAAAUCUAGUAUGUUCGAUACCCCGUUCAUGGGGAAUUGAAGAAUAGAGGGCCUCAACGUCCAAACUACAGAGCUUUGCUGAAGUGGGUAGCUGAAGAUUCAAGAAAAAUGAUAAUGCCUGUUUUGUAUCUCUAACAUAUGAAGGUAGUUGUUCAACAAAAGGUCUUAUUAUUUUUUCAAUAUACAGGCUCCCAUUUUGAGUCAGAUUAUCAACUCCAGAAACAAUGGGGCGACCCGGUGGAAAUUGUGUAUUCUGAUGGAUUUUGGGUAGGCAGUAGAAGGUUGCUAUCCUGGGGCAUCGAUUCAAAAUGAAUUCAUAUUCAUCCCCGGACAGCAACCCCCCACUGCGGCCCUCAUCCAAUAUUUCCUUAUAUUUUGUUAAAAAUGAGUUUGUAGGGUCAGCUUUCAAGAUCAUAUAAGUAUCUUUAUUCUCUAAGACCUUCUGCACCAUAUUUUCAUGUAGAAUAUAAUAGAAAACUUAUGUGUCUGUUUAUAAUGUACUUUAUAUGUGAUCCAUGUCUAUGAUAAUAAUUUUUUGGUAUUUAUGCUCUAUACCUGGCACUUUUCUGGACUGUAAUACUGCCUUUGUCAAUCUAUGGAUAUACUUUAUAAUCUGCCAUGAUAUGGCAAUUGUGGGAGUAAUAUUUAAUAACAUAUUUAAUUUAUUCUUAUGGUAGAACAUUGCUCGAUAUAUAAAUAUAUAGAAUUGAUUUAACAACAUACUCAAUCAUCAUCUAUGGUGGAUCAGUGUUCAAUAAAUUAACACACAUGAUUGAUCCUCACUUAAUUGAGGUUAAGUUCAAUUAAUACCAUAUCAGUAAUUAUCACUAUCACAGUGAUCGAUAGACUAAAAUGAUAACCGCAUUUUGAGCCUUAUAAUUGACUCUGGGAUGUAUAUUUUCUCUUUUCCCCCCCUUUGCAAUGAAGGGGUUUCUAAGUAUAUCCCCUUUAUUACUUUAAGGUUAAUCCGGUGUAACAAAAUGUUGAAUCUAAAUAUACUCCCUAUAUGUAGUAACAUCUGCUCAAUAUUGAUAACGGAUCCCGAAGAGGUAUUCUGUGAGCUGACAGAUAACCUGUAGUGCACAAUCAGGCUGGUUGCGUUACUAUAGUAACGAAGAACGCUGUAUGUGCAUACGGGUACCUUUGAUUGACAAGCUAUUAGAUGGAGGAGGGUGCGGUUAUUAGAUAACCACGCCCCCAGUCAAGCGGAUUGGAAUACGAAACUUGGUGGGCGGCACCCUUUGCGGUAUAAAUCUAUCCUCCCUUAGCAUGCUGUGCCAGUAGCUCUUGACAAAGGCGUGUGAUCACGCCGAAACGCGCGUCGAGCGUUUGCCGUUUUCUUUGUUCUUAAUACUGGGGGAUGUAUGAAGUGAUUUAGUCACGUAUAUUGGGGGACUCUUUUGGAGCACUUAUCUAGUUUAUUUAGUACCUCCGCGGCAACAGCAAGCAUUGUCACUAGGAGCUCUAUGUGUUAUACUUAUUUAGAGCGUUCAGUGAGCGAUCUGUAGCGUGAGGCUGCCUUGAAGCAGCAGUGCUUAGUAUGUGUAGGAGUUAUAUUUAGCCAGUAUAGGUUUUGAUUUUUUAAUCUAUCCAGGUGGGUUUGUGCUCCAAGGAAAGAUCUUUUCAUCUGUUGGGUGGUGCCUCUCUCUCUCUAUAUAUAUAUAUAUAUAUAUAUAUAUAUAUAUAUAUAUAUAUAUAUAUAUAUAUAUAUAUAUAUAUAUAUAAGACUGCACUUUUAAUUCAGUGUACUAUCAUCAUGAGACACCUAUGUACUAACCCCCAGGAUUAUUUUGCUUAACCACCUCCUUAGAUUUAUCUAAGCUUUCACCUGUAUACUGUGAUACUCCCUCUACUAAGCACUAAUUAUCUAUACUCUAUCUAGGUACUAAAUACUAAGUAGCAAACUACACAUACAGGGUCUCUCCCCUUUUUCUCCCUAGACUUUCUUUCUUUUUUGCAAUACUUUAGACAAACUUUAUUAUAAGAUUUACUCUUAUGGAGAUUAUCUAUUGAGAUCUAAAGUAUAUGCUUUGUAAAGUUUAUUAGGAUCUAUGGGAUUGUCUGUGGAUUUACCUCUAUAAAGCUGGGAUAUUUUUGGAUCCCUGCAGAUUAGGGAAAAAGUAUUUCCCUUUUCUCUUUUCUCCUUGAUGAACGAUUGUGUGGCAUUCGACUGAAUAUAUGUUGUACUAUAUCCUACUUGUUACUAUAAUUUUCAGCGAAGAUAUCACUUUACUAUAUCUUGAGGAUAUCCACACUACAUCUACCCAGUUUUUAUUUCACGUGUUGUUUUUCACGAGUAUUUCACCAUUAUUACACUGUACUAUUUUUUUGUUUUGCCUUAAGACGGCUUAAUAAAGGUUAUACCUAAUAAUUAUUUUAACCAGUUAGAGAUAUCAUUUGGUGAAGUGGAUGUCCAAUUCUUUCCAUCUUUAGUGGAGUAACCACUUCACUUUAGUCCUGUUCUUACAAAUAUGUGUAUUUUAUUGCAGUAAAAGCAAACAGUAUUAUGACACUGACCGUUAAAAUGUCAUGUAGAACUAAAAAAAUCAAAAAAAAAUCUUAUUUUCUCCCAUUUUUUUCAUAUUAAAUUAUGUUUCAUAGCUAAAUAUUUGAUAUUAAAUGAAAGCCCUGUUUCCCUGAAUAAAAUGAUAUAUAAUAAGGGUGGGUGCAUUUACUAUGAAAGAGGUGAAUUACGGUUGGACAGACAUGUAGCGCAAAUGCCAGGUUUUGUUUACAUUUUGUUUCGUUCACAACGUGUACAUUUGGCUCCGUCCUUAAGGGGUUAAAAUCUGCUGCUGCACUUGGGGAACACCUGUGGUAAAGAUAAAUUUACUACAUAACACAGAUUUGCUUGCAAAUUGUUUAUUUUUCUUCCCAGUUUAAUCUAUGGGCAUUCUCUUUAGCCAUUACCAUUGUCAUUCUAUAGAAGACAUUGAUAAUCCCACUUAAUAUCUCAAUUUUAAAAAUUGACACUGAACCUGGAGAGUGAGCCUGCAAUAUAUUCAUUUCAUAUUGAAAUGGAAAAAUCAAUUAAUACAUUGAUUAUUUCUUUGUGUAUCUGCCCCUGGCCAAAUCAAUGAAAACAAUGCGUGCACGCUCCCUGAAGUAAUUCACACCAGACACAGGUUCCAGGUUGUUGAAUAACUUGAGGAAUGUUUAUUCUGAGGGGACGGCAUGUCCCUUAUAAAGCAAAAUUACAUCAUAAGCAUUGUCAGAGAUAACAUGGAAUAAUACAUCAGUAAUUGGUUAGGUGUUAAGUGGUCUCCCUAAUGCUCUGCCUACUGAGGGUGAUGUCACCAGGACCAUGAGGGUCUCCCACGGUUUUCCGGCGCCAUCUUGCUGCACGAGGUAGUUAGUCGGUGUUAGAGGGGAGGGGGAGGAGGGGUUAGAAGCUUCUAGCAGCCAUCUUGAUUAAAACACGUGUGUAUAGCUUCAUAUAGUAUAUCGUGGAAUGAGUAAAUAGACAUUUUUACUAAUUAGGAAAUAUGUGUAGACCUUAUUUCCACAACACAUAUGUAAUAGUUUUGCCUCUAAUUUAAAUAUUUUGUUUCCAUUAUUGUCUAUGGGCAUUCCACUGCUUUGUUAAAGUCUAUGGGCAUUCCAAUCUGUCAUUCCUUUUAGUAUGUCCCCAUUCUUAAAGGACCACUAUAGGCACCCAGAUCACUUCAGCUUAAUGAAGUGGUGUGGGUGCCAGGUCCAUCUAGGUUUAACCCUUUUUGCUGUAAACAUAGCGGUUUCAGAGAAACCGCUAUGUUUACCUAUAGGUUAAUCCAGCCUCUAGUGGCUGUCUCAUUGAUUUUCACAGUGAGAAGAUGCCAGCGUCCAUUGAGAAUGCUUUCCUAUGGACUGGCUGAAUGCGCGCGCGGCUCAUGCCGCGUAUGCGCAUUCAGCCAGGGACAUCAGAAGAGGGAGGAGAGUCCCAGUGCCGAGGGAGCCCGGCGCUGGAAAAAAAAGGUAAGGGAUUGACCCCUUUCUCCCCCCUCAGCGCCACGGGAGUGGGGCCUUGAGGGUGGGUGCACCCUCAGGGCACUAUAGUGCCAGGAAAACGAGUAUGCACUAUAGUGGUCCUUUAACGUGUAACAUAUUUCCAUACUGAAUUCACUUUUUUAAUACUCCUAAAAAAUAUAGCAGUAUCAGGGGUAGUCUCUGUUGCACUGGAUAAAGCAAUGGCACUAUAGUAAGCAACUUGUAGUGAAAGUUAUAUUGGGUCACGACACAAACCAUAACAACUGGAUCCUAUUGUGGUCAGUAUGGUAAUGGAAGGCUGCAGGUGUAUCCCCUGAUUCUGAGUAAUCCCAUUUUCCAGUUAUUUAAAGUAGCUCUGUCACUGUUUGGGGCAAGGUCUUUGCAUAAUUUGCAAAAUCCCCUCUAGUUUUAAUACAGUGGCCAAGGGGUGAGUUUUAAUUACCUGAACCUUUCCCACCUGUCCGCCAUCAUCCUCUUCCAGCCAGUCCUCUUUAGCUCAUGGCCUGUCAUCAUGCAUGAGAGUACAACACUGACGUCUAUGGAAGAUCACAAAAGACCGUGGCAUCCUCCGCAGACUGUCCCUACUUAUACUUAUUUAGGAGGAGGGCAGUGCUGCUUUAACUGGGAAUGGUUGAAAUUUGCAUUAGCAGUAUCAAUCUCAUUUAUAUUUGGAUGACAUUAAAUAUCUGAACCUGCCAGCUGAUGCACUCAGUCUAUUACUGCUGCCCAAAUAUGACUAAAACGGUUAUUGCUAAUGCAGAAGUCAACACCACCUCUAGCAGAAUGGCCCAGGCCUCAGGGAAUCUGGUUCUGUUCAAACCAUUAAAAGAAAUAACCAAGGGGGACAGCUCCACAGCAGCCUGUUAGUACCAUAACCAGUGCAACAUGAUGUGGUCUAGAAACACUGCUGUAUAUAGUCCAAGUUUACUGUAUACAGUACAUUAUAAAAUAGUAGUUUUGUCCUGGCUCCUAAAAUUUUCAUAUUGGCUCCUCAAUAGGUUUACAUGUAAGAUAAAAACCUAGGAUGUGUUUGCAGAACAUACCCAAAUUGGUCAUUUUAGUUCCCUAUCAUAAUCUCUGAAGAGUAAACCGCUGGUGAAUUUCUCACUAAUGUGGGCGAAAGUUUAAUUCAACUAACCUGCAAUUACAGAUCAUUUAAGAGGGAACUGUAAACUCAAGGAAAAAAUACCUAGAUUAGUUAAUUUUUGCAGCUUGACUGUUUUGUGCAUUUCCCCUGUGCAUGUCUCAUUUCCACGUUUGUAAUAUCAAUGUCAUCCAUAUUUUAACACCAUUUCUUAGUGGAGUAUGUCAGCAGAGGGCUUGUAGUGGUUAAGGAUCCUAGACUGCUCCUUUAAGUAAAAAUCCAAUUCUUCUUUUAAUUUUGUGUAUUUUUCUAUAUGCUGACUAAAGAAAUCAAAAAUCUCUGUUCUUCACUUUUAGGACACAGUCCCAUUAUCUACAUUGAUCCUUGGCGAUAAAUCAGACACCACUUCAUGCUCCUUUGCACAGAGAUUAGGUUUGUAUGGGUUAUCCUUUACUUGUGUUUGACCUGUCUGUCAUAUAUUGACACCCUGAGAUGUUUCUAGUAGAUGAUGGAAACAUGUCUACAGGGUUCACUUACAUUUAGUCACAAAGAUCAUAUAAAUGUCAAGCAGUCAGUGUUCUAGUUUAUCCCAUAGGUAUUUGCCUGACAGAUCCAGUAUAGACUCAGCAGCUCCAAAAGCACGUCUUGUGGAAUAAGGGUAACGGUUUAUUCCAUUUACUGAUAGUUGAAUGAACAGUUCAAAUGUUUCCACAACUUUUAUUUGUAGUUACUGAGUCUUUACUGGAUUUCUUCAUAUUAAUUUGGGGUGUGAUGUGUCCCUGGCCAUUUGCAACAGCAAAUGUAGCAAGCUAAAGUGCUUUAGGUGUUUGGAGUAUUUUUUAAAUUUAGAUCCUCUCUUCUUAAAACUUAAAGAGUCACUAUAGUCACCAAAACAACUUUAGCUUAACAAAGCAGUUUUGGUGUAUAGAUCAUGUGCCUGCAGUGUCACUGCUCAAUUCUCUGCCAUUUAGGAGUUAAAUCACUUUGUUUAUGCACCCUAUUUAUACCUUCCUGCAUGUGACUCACACAGUCUUCCUAAACACUUCCUGUAAAGAGUCACCUAAUGUUUAUACUUCCUUUAUUGCAAAUUCUGUGUAGUUUAGAAUUCCUCAUCUCCUACUCUGUUAAUAGCUUUCUAGAGCCUACGGGAGCCUCAUGUGUGUGUCCUUAAAGUUCAAUUUAAUGAGCAGGAGAUAAAAAGAAAAAUUUUAGAGUAAGUUACAACUGAUUAAAAGUGAAACCAUUUUUUUUUUUUUUUCAUUCAGGCUGUGUGACUCACAGCCAGGGGAGUUGAGGCUAGGGCAGCAUGGACAGAAACAAAGGUGAUUUAACUCCUAAAUGACAGUGAAUUGAGCAGUGAAACAUCAGCGGCAUGAUCGAUACACCAAAACGGCUUCAUUAAGCUAAAGUAGUUUUGGUAACACUAGCGUCCCUUUAAAUCUGCUGUCCUCAACUUUUCACUCAUUUUUUUUUUUUUUUUUUAAAGUGUUUUAAAUUUAAUAAAAUGUAAUAUCUUAAAAUGGUCUGUGUGUUUAUCUAUCUAUAUCUAUCUAUAAAAUUUUAUAUAGAAUAUUUAACUUAUCUGGCUGAGCAGCCAUGUUGGGUCAGACUCUACUGUUGCAUGAGCAAAUGCUGCUCAACUUAAUUUGCCUGCUGCAGUUUAACAGAGAGCAGUCAUGCAGCAGGCAAAUUGAGUAGCAGUUUGUCAGAUAACUGUAGAGUCUAUUUUUUUAAAUAGUCGUUUUUGGAUCAACAGCAAAAAUAUAUGUGAGGAAGUCUGAACUUGAUGGAUGCAAGUCUUUUUUCAGCCUAUGUAAAAUAAUUUUUUUAAAUCAUUGCUACAUCACAUGUAAUAAAGUUUUAAAAAAUGAAGAAAAAAUAAAUCUAAUUUGAUGACAGUUGUCCUUUAAGACCUUUCUAAGCUAAUAGUGUACCCAUUCUGACUUUUUGUUUUGUUUUUAGACCACUAAAAACCUUUUAGGCAAAAUGUCAAAAUUGCUAGAGAAAAUAGGCUACAUUUGUAGUUUUGGUGCUUAGUGUCACAAUAAUUUUUAAACAAAAUACACAUUUAAUUGCUGUUAUACUCAGAACUACUCUUCUGAUUCAUUUUCUGAAUGCAAUUCACAUAAAAUUCUCCCCUUUCUGGAUUCUGGCAUUUAUUUACUAAAUGGAUAUCUUUCAAUGUAGGGUAAUAACUGCUUGAUCCAAGGAUAAAUCUGACUGCCAUUCUGGGGUCAAGAAGGAAUUUUUUUCCUAGCUUGUUGCAAAAUUGUGCUUCAGACUGGUUUGUUUUUCCUUCUUUUGGAUCAACAGCAAAAAAACUAAUGUGAGGAAGGCUGAACUUGAUGGACUCAAGUCUCUUUUCAGCUAUGUAACUAUGUAAAUGGAUCAAUGCGGUCAAUUGAAAUUCAAAUUACAAAAUUAUACACAAAAUAGCCAAUUUCUAAAAAUCACAGACUUGGGAGAAUAUUUCAGAGAUGUGAUCAUACAAAUGAGAAAACCUAUUUUCUAUCUUUCUUCCUCUUCUCCCAUGUUGGUUGUUUGGGAUGAAUCCCCGAGAAACAUAUGCUAAUCUUUAUCAUUAGGUUCUGUUAAACCCUUUACUGCAGCUGCCAUGAUUGUUAUGAAAGGGUUGACAAAGUUGAUGCUGUGGUUUAAUGUUUGUAUUUUGUCUUACAGCCAAGAAGACUACAAAACAGGUAUUUGCCAGUAUCAAUAUCCCAAAUAAUGACAGUCAACUCAUGUUGCGGAUAGAGAAACGGAUCAAAGAGGAAAUGGAAGCCUUUCCUGAUAAAUUUUGAUUGAGUCACUUUGCUGCUUUUGAAAGGAAGACCUCGACAUUGCAAUUUACUCAGUGGUGGUUUGGACUCCAAAGCAGUAGAUGUUGGUCAGAUCCAAUAGAAAUCACAAAGUUGUAACAAUGUAUACUAUGUUGCUUAGCUCCCCAGAAAGGGAUGUAACACACAGGAAAGACCAGAAGUAGCCAAGAUCUGAUUUAAUCCCUAUUUAAGUGUGUGAGCUCAUGCUUUUCCUCUGGGAAUGUUUCUAAAUACAGUCUUGUUAAUCACUCAUAACAGUUGGACUUAAGAGACAAGUUUUUUUUUUAAAUAUAUAUUUUAAUAAAGAAUGUUUCAAAUGAGUUGUUGUGGUCACUGUGGAGGAAAACACAUUAUACAAUCACAGUGUAAAAUAAGAUUAGGUGCAAUACAGAAUGUGAUCUUACUGAGCAGUACAACUAAACAUUAAAGAUAAAUAGGCUUGUCCAA
Messenger RNA from Pelobates cultripes (western spadefoot toad), 25976 nucleotides. NCBI's taxonomy places the organism in Eukaryota, Metazoa, Chordata, Amphibia, Anura, Pelobatidae. The record is from the annotation of a GenBank genome assembly.